This is a messenger RNA of Mesorhabditis spiculigera, 326 nucleotides long. Lineage: Eukaryota; Metazoa; Nematoda; Chromadorea; Rhabditida; Rhabditidae. The record is from the annotation of a GenBank genome assembly.
AUGAUCUCCGCGCUCGCAUGUCUCAUGGAGCUACCGAUAGUUCUUGGAUUCCUAGCCGCAUUUCUGCCUCUACUCGUCUAUGCCGCUCAAAAACCGCAAAAACGAAGAGGCGCUCGUGGCAAUGAGUUGCCCUUCCUCUCGUGCAGCGGUUGCUGGCUACCAUAUAGCAAAGGAAAUAGUGCAUCCCGAACCCCGAUGAUGCUGGCCAACGGCACCAUCCGAUGUUCCCGCUGCGUCCAAUACAGCGGGCCCACAGCCGCGAAAAAAGCUGAAUUCAUCACCGAGCUUCUCUCCUCCGCACCAAUCGAGCUAGAAACCGGAAGCUG